CCCAAAUCUGUGUGCAAUGGCACCCAUGAGUCUCCCUCCUGGUUUCAGGUUCCAUCCAACGGACGAGGAACUCGUUGCUUACUAUCUAGAUCGGAAAAUCAGCGGCCGUACGAUUGAGCUUGAAAUUAUCCCAGAAGUUGACCUCUACAAAUGUGAGCCGUGGGAUUUACCAGAGAAAUCAUUUUUACCGAGCAAAGAUAUGGAGUGGUACUUCUACAGUCCAAGGGAUAGAAAGUACCCGAAUGGAUCAAGAACCAAUCGGGCCACCCGAGCCGGUUACUGGAAAGCUACCGGAAAAGACCGGCCGGUUCACUCUCAUAAACGUCCGGUCGGGAUGAAGAAGACGUUGGUGUAUUAUAGAGGGAGAGCUCCCCAUGGCAUUAGAACCAACUGGGUCAUGCAUGAAUAUCGCCUCACCGACUCAGCCUGUCACACUGCUGCAUCAUCAAGUUUGAAGGAUUCCUAUGCAUUGUGUCGUGUUUUCAAGAAAACAAUAAUCCAGGUGCCAAAAACGAAGGAAGAGGAAAUGAUUGGGAAUAAUCAAGACAAAGAUUCUGUCUGGGUCUUGGAUGAUCAACAAUUGUUUGAGGAUGAUACGAGUGGAUCACUUGAAACUUCCAGAGGGAAAGAAGCUGAUGAUGAGAAUUUCAUUCAUGACUACUCUAAUAAUAAGCUCCCAUCAGAUACUUCUUCCUCAGAUCUCACUCAAGGGACUCCUGCUGAAGCUGGCAUGGCAGAUGAUUUUCAUGCUCCAUUUGCCUCCGAUGAAGCAAAUAGUGCUGCUGAUUUUUGUUCUCUUGGUGUGGACUUCCCCACAAAUCUUCUAAUUCAGGACACACAGAUACCGAAUUACACAAGACUGGAUUAUCAAAUUCCCUACCCACCCUUAGAACUUGAAGAUUUUCCGCAGAUAAAUUUAACAGAAACAGAGCCAUUAAUGAAGCCUGAAAUCGUCGAAGAAUACAUGUCAUACAACAAGAUCCGGGAUUAUAUGAAUGGAACAUUAGAAGAAUUUUUCUCUUUAUGUUCCUCUCAAGAAAAUUCCACUGCCCUUUCCAUGCAAGACAAAGUACACUAACAUUAACACCACCUUCAGAAACAUUAUGAUAUGUACUACGUACAACUUCAAUUCAUUGACACAAAGCUACAACAUUGUGUUCGGCUAAAAUAACCUAAAAUUGGGGAUUGUUUAGCAAGAUGUACGAUGAGCCUAUAUUUGAUCAAGG
Messenger RNA from Corylus avellana, 1226 nucleotides. It is a transcript of the gene NAC020, whose product is annotated as NAC domain containing protein 20. Gene Ontology annotation, molecular function: DNA binding. The record is from RefSeq and is a predicted model, not a curated record. NCBI's taxonomy places the organism in Eukaryota, Viridiplantae, Streptophyta, Magnoliopsida, Fagales, Betulaceae. Gene Ontology annotation, biological process: regulation of DNA-templated transcription.